Messenger RNA from Octopus sinensis (East Asian common octopus), 339 nucleotides. Its product is annotated as histone-lysine N-methyltransferase SETMAR-like. NCBI's taxonomy places the organism in Eukaryota, Metazoa, Mollusca, Cephalopoda, Octopoda, Octopodidae. Bases 1 to 339 code for a protein of 112 amino acids. The record is from RefSeq and is a predicted model, not a curated record. The transcript has a single exon.
AUGAUAAAAAAGGACCUUCGCUUAUUUUUCUUGCAUGAGUUCAAGCUUGGGCACAAUACCUCCCAAACUGCUGCUAAUAUCAACAGAGCAUGGGGAGAAGGAGACAUAAAUGAUCGCACAGUACGAAGGUGGUUUCCGAAAUUCCGUAGUCGCGAUGAGAGCCUUGAAGAGGAAAGUAGAGGACGGUCAUGCAAUCUUGACAACGAACAAUUGAAAGCAAUUGCUGAGCAAAACCCACGUCAAAGUCUCAGAGAAAUGUCUCAGGCACUCGGUGUCGGUAUUGCAACGGUCUUAUGCAAUCUGCAGAAGAUUGGUAAGGUGAAAAAGCCCGAUAAAUGA